AUGGGUUUCUUCUCCAAUUUAUUUCAUCAUCACAAUAAGAAUGAUCCUAAACACCAAUCCGUUUCCGUUUCUUCCACUGCUCCUUCACUAACCUCUCCACACACAAUAGACGAAACCUCCCAUGCCGACCAAGCUCUCGAUCAAUCCUUUCGUUCAACUGUCAGUUCAACUCACAUCAAUUCCAAUACCUCAUCCAGUCGUUUAUCCAUCGACUCAAUGGCUUCCUCCUUCUCCAAUGCCACACAAUACAACUCAACUCAUAAACAUUCAAUGAGUAAUCCAUUUCAUUUCCUUCACACUCACACUUCACAUCAUAAUCCACAGAGAAUGAGUGUUCGUGAUUUUGCUCGACAAUAUUUGGAAGUUUUGGAGAGUGAAAAGAGGAGAGAAUUGUUGAAGAGUGUUUCAAUGAUACAGACAAACUAUUCGAAUGGUGGUUGUGUGAGUGCGAAUCAGUCGUUGCAUGCAAUUGUUGGUGGUGCUGCUGCUGCUACAGUAGUGGGUGAUAAUGUGAAUUCGAAUAAUGAGAAUUUGGUGAGUGAGGAGGCAACUGUUUCGAAUGGAAUUGCAGAGGUGAAUACAGAGUCAACGACACUGGUGACAGCUGUUGAUAAUUCAAACACUUCCAAUGAGGAUGUUGCAGUUAGUAAUGAAAAUAAUCGUCUCAGUAUUGAAAAUUCACAACUUAUCAGAAAUAUCAAGAAACAACAUGUAAAUAAUGAGGAGAAACAAACUUUUAAAAAGUUUAUUAUUGAAAAUGAAAAGUAUAUUCAAACACUCGAUGAAAUUUAUCAAGUUUGCAUUUAUGGACAAGUUGAAAGAUUGAAGGAACUUGUCUCUGCACAUAGUGAAAAAUCCGGAAGAAAAUUUUCACUCACAAUGGCAAGUUUGAGAAUGACUGGUUCUGUAAUUGAUAUGAGUGGUGAUGCAGAACAUAAGAAUGUAAAGAAACAAUCGUGGAGUCAUUGUACUCUGGUUCACUUGGCUGCACGUUUCAAUCAGGUCGAUGUUUUAGACAUGCUCUUGAAAGAAUUUACCAAUGAAGAUAAUCUUUCAGAUGUGCUGAAUUGUGAGGAUGAUAUUCAUGCAACUCCAUUGUUCCAUGCUGUGACUGCUGGAGCCAUUGAGGCAACUACAUUUUUAUGCAGUUUCACUCAACAAAUCAAAAUUAAUGUAAAGGACAUGUUUGAAUGCAGUCCACUUUGGUAUGCUCUCAAUAGAAAAGACUUUGAAAUGGCCAAUAUUUUAUUGACAUUUGGUGCUGACAUGUUCUUUAAAAUUCAUGGUGGAGAAUCCUAUCUCCAUAGAGCUUGUGACAAUAAUGAUAUUGCCAUGGUUAAGUAUAUUCUUCUAGGUAUUGGAGUGGACGAUGAGAUUGAUUUGACCAAUCAAAAGACUUUACAAAUAUUCGAGGAGAGACAGAACUUAUUUUUGAGAAGUGAUCAAAGACAUCAAACACCUCUCUUCAAUUCUAUCAAAUCCUAUCAGGAUAAUAUGAAGAAACGUAAAUCUGAUACUCUUCCAUCUCCAAAUGAAGCUCCAAAUCCACAAAAGGAACAAGUGAUGGACUUUUUAUUAAGCUUUUUCAAUGAACAUGCCCCAGUGUUAUUGCAGAAAGCUUUAGAUCAAACGAAUCACUAUGGACACAAUGUAUUCCACUUCUGCGCUGAGCAAGAUGCAUUCCAGCAAUUGCUCAAAUUAAUCAAAUAUUUUGAAACUGAUGAAAAGCUCAAGUUUGCCCUAAAUCUCAAAGACAAAAUUCUAGGUAACACCCCACUCCAUAUUUCUAUAAUGACAAGUCAUUAUGAUAUUUUUAAACUAUUUAUUAAUUGUAGUGAAGUUGAGUUGAAUAUUCCAAACCAACAACUAGAUUUACCACUCCAUGUAGCCCUAAGACAACACAAGUUGAGAAUGUGUCAAUAUCUCUAUAUUCACUAUAGUCAACAAGAUUUAGAAGUUAAGAAUGCUCAAAGAUACUCCUCACUGAAAUUGGCCAAGAGAUUGGACAUUAACAUGAAAAAGCUUGCAGAGGGUUCAACAGAAGAAUUUGAAAAGAAGAAGAUCGUCAAGAACACUUCUGAAAAGAAAUGGUGGCACAUUUUCAAGAUUCACAAGCAAAACAAUCAACAAGAUUCCAGAAAGAGCAUGGUUGAAAAGGGCCAUACAACACCUCUCGAAGAAAUUUCUCAAAAUGAAAGCGAGUUCACCUCAUCAACUGAUGCCUCUUCCUCUGAUUUAUCGGCUCAAAGAACAACCUUCCCUCUGGUUAUUUGGACUAAGGAGCUGACAUUGGGAGUUGAUAUUAUUGACACUCAACACCAUGCCCUUGUUGACAUUAUCAACAAGUUGAUCAAAUUAUUGUUUGGAGAAGAUAAUGCUUUUAUUCCUGACAGAUCAGCAGAUGAAUGGAUUCUGGGUUAUAUAAUUGGCAAUCUACUCGAAUACACUGAAUUCCAUUUUGAAACCGAGGAGAAAAUUAUGUCCAAAUAUCAGAAAAUACUUCCAGAUGGUUAUUUAGAUGAACAUCAUCAAGAACAUGUCGAAUUCACAUCGAAAAUUCACAAAUUGCAUCAAGAAUACCUUGAAAGUCACUCCACUCUAUCCUUCCUCAAUGUGGAUUUGUUGAAUUAUUUACUGAACUGGCUAGUUACUCACAUCAUGGGAAGUGAUCAUAUUUUGGUUUCUCAUCUUAACAAGGGUAUGAAGGAGGGCCAAAAAAUCGAAUUGUAA
Messenger RNA from Naegleria gruberi, 2730 nucleotides. RefSeq lists its product as uncharacterized. Gene Ontology annotation, cellular component: nucleus. The record is from RefSeq and is a predicted model, not a curated record. Gene Ontology annotation, biological process: positive regulation of transcription by RNA polymerase II. The transcript has a single exon. Gene Ontology annotation, molecular function: transcription cis-regulatory region binding; metal ion binding; protein binding. Lineage: Eukaryota; Heterolobosea; Eutetramitea; Acrasida; Naegleriidae. Bases 1 to 2730 code for a protein of 909 amino acids.